GUGAGGCGGCUCGUCGACCCGCCUAUCCGAGCAGCAACGGCCAGCAGAGAAUAAAGGACAAUCUCUCAGAGUAUAACUCUGCUUCUGCGCUCGCUUCUUCUUGUAAACUUGUCUUUCGAACUCCUUUUCCCCUCAAAAUGACUGGUGGCCCGCUCACAGGGUUGCUGGUUGCGCUGUGCGUAAGCAGCGCAGUCCACGCCGUGCCAAAGAAGCAGCAGAGAAGACAGACGGGUCAGUAUCAGGUGUAUCCUGAGCUCCGUGACGCAGCGGCUGUCACUCCAGUCGGCUGUGAGGACAACGGUCGCUCCUACAGACCAAACGAGCAGUGGGAGAAGCCCUACCUCGGCAGUAUACUGGUGUGCACCUGCAGUGGAGCCGCAGGCAUCAAAUGCAAAAGUAAACCCGAAGUUGUGGACUCCUGUUAUGACAAGAACAAUGACCGGACAUAUCGGGUCGGUGAAACCUAUGAGAGACCAAAGGACGGCAUGAUGUGGGACUGUACCUGUAUUGGUUCUGGUCGGGGCAGGAUCAGCUGCACCAUCGCAAAUCGUUGCCAUGAAGGUGGCAAGUCUUACAAAAUCGGGGACACCUGGCAGAGGCCUCAUGAUUCCGCUGACUACAUGCUGGAGUGUGUGUGUCUGGGAAACGGCAAAGGAGAGUGGACAUGCAAACCUGUGGCUGAGCGUUGCUAUGACAACAGUGCUGCAUCAUCAUAUGUUGUGGGGGAGACCUGGGAGAAACUGUACCAAGGCUGGAUGAUGCUGGACUGCACGUGUCUGGGAGAGGGGAAUGGACGCAUCACAUGCACCUCAAGGAAUCGCUGCAAUGACCAGGACCCCAAGAGGGCGUACCGCAUCGGAGACACCUGGACCAAGACAGACCCAAGUGGAAAUCCCCUUCAGUGUCUGUGCUUAGGAAACGGCCGUGGAGAGUUGAAGUGUGAAAGACACAAUGCAGGCCGAACCACAGGGGCUGUUGUUUUGAACCCCACCCACACCGUGCUCCAGAAGCGUAUCGAUCCCCCCAUGGAGGGAACCUGCCGCACAGACUCCGGAGCCACCUACUACGACGGGCAGCGCUGGAUCAGAAACCAGGGCAGCAAGCAGAUGCAAUGUACCUGUCUGGGCAACGGCGUCAGCUGUCAGGAAUGGGAGAACAGAAACCACGCGUAUGGUGGGAACUCUAACGGCCAGCCCUGUGAGCUCCCCUUCGUCUUCAUGGGGAAGACCUACUACUCCUGCACCUCAGACGGACGCUCAGACGGGCAGCUCUGGUGCUCUACAUCCUCAGACUAUGAUAAAGACCAGCAGUAUUCCUUCUGUACUGAGAGGAAUGCCAUUGUGGCAACACGAGGUGGAAACUCCAAUGGCGCCCUGUGCCACUUCCCCUUCCUCUACAGCGGACGCAAUUACACCGACUGCACAGCUGACGGACGCCGUGAUGGCAUGAGGUGGUGUGGUACCACCUACAACUACGACACAGAGCAGCACUUUGGAUUCUGCCCCAUGGCCGCCCAUGAGGAGGUGUGUACCACCAACGAUGGAGUGAUGCACCGUGUUGGCGACAAGUGGGACAAACGCCACGACAUCAUGGGUCACAUGAUGGAGUGCACGUGCCUGGGUAACGGCCGUGGGGAGUGGAGCUGCAUUGCUCACUCACAGCUGCAAGAUCAGUGUAUUGUUGACAGCCUCACCUAUGAAGUAAACCAAGAGUUCUCCAAACGCCACGACGAGGGCUACAUGAUGAACUGCACCUGUUUCGGGCAGGGACGUGGACGCUGGAAGUGUGACGCUGUCGAUCAGUGUCAGGAGCCGCAAACCAGGGAGUUCCAUCAGAUCGGAGAGGCUUGGGACAAGGUAAUCCAUGGCAUCCAAUACCGCUGUUAUUGCUACGGCAACGGGAUCGGCGAGAUGAGAUGUGAACCCCAGCAGACGUACCAAGAUCGCUGCAAUGACCAGGACCCCAAGAGGGCGUACCGCAUCGGAGACACCUGGACCAAGACAGACCCAAGUGGAAAUCCCCUUCAGUGUCUGUGCUUAGGAAACGGCCGUGGAGAGUUGAAGUGUGAAAGACACAAUGCAGGCCGAACCACAGGGGCUGUUGUUUUGAACCCCACCCACACCGUGCUCCAGAAGCGUAUCGAUCCCCCCAUGGAGGGAACCUGCCGCACAGACUCCGGAGCCACCUACUACGACGGGCAGCGCUGGAUCAGAAACCAGGGCAGCAAGCAGAUGCAAUGUACCUGUCUGGGCAACGGCGUCAGCUGUCAGGAAUGGGAGAACAGAAACCACGCGUAUGGUGGGAACUCUAACGGCCAGCCCUGUGAGCUCCCCUUCGUCUUCAUGGGGAAGACCUACUACUCCUGCACCUCAGACGGACGCUCAGACGGGCAGCUCUGGUGCUCUACAUCCUCAGACUAUGAUAAAGACCAGCAGUAUUCCUUCUGUACUGAGAGGAAUGCCAUUGUGGCAACACGAGGUGGAAACUCCAAUGGCGCCCUGUGCCACUUCCCCUUCCUCUACAGCGGACGCAAUUACACCGACUGCACAGCUGACGGACGCCGUGAUGGCAUGAGGUGGUGUGGUACCACCUACAACUACGACACAGAGCAGCACUUUGGAUUCUGCCCCAUGGCCGCCCAUGAGGAGGUGUGUACCACCAACGAUGGAGUGAUGCACCGUGUUGGCGACAAGUGGGACAAACGCCACGACAUCAUGGGUCACAUGAUGGAGUGCACGUGCCUGGGUAACGGCCGUGGGGAGUGGAGCUGCAUUGCUCACUCACAGCUGCAAGAUCAGUGUAUUGUUGACAGCCUCACCUAUGAAGUAAACCAAGAGUUCUCCAAACGCCACGACGAGGGCUACAUGAUGAACUGCACCUGUUUCGGGCAGGGACGUGGACGCUGGAAGUGUGACGCUGUCGAUCAGUGUCAGGAGCCGCAAACCAGGGAGUUCCAUCAGAUCGGAGAGGCUUGGGACAAGGUAAUCCAUGGCAUCCAAUACCGCUGUUAUUGCUACGGCAACGGGAUCGGCGAGAUGAGAUGUGAACCCCAGCAGACGUACCAAGACGGCCACAGACCCGUGCAGGUGAUCAUUACCGAGGCUGGAAAACAGCCAGACUCCCACCCCAUCCAGUGGAACGCCCCUUCAUCUGUUCACAUCACCCAGUACAUCCUCAAAUGGAGAGUUAAAAAUGCACGAGCACCCUGGAGGGAGGUCACCAUCCCCGGCCACCUCAACUCUUACACCAUCGGUGGGCUGCGUCCAGGCAUCACAUACGAGGGUCAGCUGAUCAGCGUCCUGCGUUACGGACGCCGCGAGAUCACACGCUUCGAUUUCACUACUACCCACGGUUCCUUGGAAACGUCAGAGGGAGAGACAACGCAGCUUCCUGCAGAGGUGGACACCUCAGAGUCAGUGACAGAGAUCACCUCAAACAGCUUCGUCGUGUCCUGGACCUCAGCCUCUUCUACCAUCUCUGGCUUCAGGGUGGAGUAUGAGCUCAGCGAAGAUGGGGCGAAGCCGAAAGUUCUGAAUGUUCCCCGCACGGCCACCUCUGUCACCAUCGCUGAUCUGCUGCCAGGACGCAGGUACAACGUCAACGUCUUCGAGCUCCCAGAUCAGGGGCAGCCGAACCUCAUCCUGACCACGUCUCAGACCACAGCUCCUGACACACCUGCCAAGCAUGCUGUCGGUGAGGUGGCAGAUACCUCCAUUCGAAUCAGCUGGUCUAAACCUCAGGCUCCAAUCACUGGUUACCGUGUGGUGUACACGCCUUCAGUGGAAGGCAGCAGCACGGAGCUGAACCUGCCAGACUCAGAGACUUCAGUGACCCUGGUUGACCUUCGCCCCGGCCUUCUGUACAACAUCAGCAUCUACGCUGUAGAGGAGAAUCAGGAGAGCGAGCCUGUGUUUGUACAGGUCACCACCAGUGGGUCUCCUCUGCCUGAGGUGGUCCCGGCGCCCACAGACCUGCAGUUCUACGAGGUUUCAGAUGUGAUGAUCACCAUAACCUGGACCGGUCCACCCAGCGAGGUGACUGGUUACAGGGUGAUCUUCUCCCCCAUUGGCCCCGAUGGCACUGACACGAGGCCCCUACAGCUGCCCAUCUCCCCCAACGCAUAUGCUGACAUCACCCACCUGCAGCCAGGCACACUCUACCGUUUCUACAUCUACGCCAUCAGUGGCGGAGUGGAAAGCGAGCCACUCAUUGGACAAACGUCUACCAAACCUGAUUCUCCCACCAGUGUUCACUUCACUGACAUCGGCCCUGACAAUGCGAUGGUCACCUGGGAGGCUCCCCGUGCCAUUGUCACCGGCUACCGUCUCUUCCUGAGCAUCGAGGGCUCCAACCCCAUCGAGAAGAGGAUCCCGGGCCGGGUCACUCAGUUCCCGCUGAGGAAUCUGCGGCCAGACACCCAGUACACUGCCACUCUGCACUCUGAGCUGGACAACCAGCUCAGUGAGGGCGUCAAAACGUAUUUUACUACUGCCCCCCAGAUGGGAAAUGCUCCACCUUUUAGCACAGAGGUCACUGACGCUUCUAUCAUCAUCACCUGGAUCCCUGUACAAAGGUUCAGCUACAAGCUGUCGGUGCUGCCCAGCCAGGAAGGCGAGUCUCCCAGAGAAGAGACCUCUGACUCUGGACGUAUUCUUAUCCCAGAUUUGAUUUCUGGAAAUCAGUACACAUACAGCGUUCAGCCCAUCUUCAACGGACGCAACCGUGGAAACCCCAUCACCCGCACCGUUGUCACUUCCCUGUCUCCUCCCACUGACCUCAGAGUGGAGUCCAACCCGAACACAGGAGAUCUCACUGUCCACUGGGUAGCCUCCAAAACACCAGGCUUCACAGGAUACAGGGUGACGAGCACGCCGACCAACGGCCAGCGAGGAAACUCCCUCGAGGAGUUUGCCCGACCUGAUCAGACCUCGAUGAUCCUAGAGAACCUUGAUCUGGGGGUGGAGUACAACAUCAGCGUCUUCACCACAAAGGGCCAUUUGGACAGUGUGCCCGUGUCCACUAUUGUCACACCAGAAAUCCCCACACCAAGUCAAAUUGACUUUGUCGACAUUACUGACACCACCAUUGGCCUGCGCUGGAUACCUCCCAACUAUACUGCCAUUACUGGUUACCGGAUAAUGGUAGUUACAUCAGGCGAGAGCUUGCCAAUUUUUCAAGAUAUGGUGGAAGCAUCUGCUGGUUAUUACACGAUUCACGGUUUGGAGCCCGGCGUGGACUAUGACAUCAGUAUCGUCACUGUUACGGAGGAGGGGGAAAGCGAGCCGACCACAUACACAAAGCAAACACAAGCUGCCAUUCCGGCUCCCACCAACUUGCAGUUUGGAGGAGUGGGUCCUGAUCACAUCAGGGUGACCUGGACAGUCCCGCAUGUGGCCACACCGAGCGACAUAUCUCGGUUUGUCAUCCGUUACCACCCUGUGGCCACAGAUGAUGACAUCAAGGAGGUCAAUGUUGGCGGAGCCACCAACACCUUCCUGCUGCAGAAUCUGCUGCCCAACACAGAUUACCGCAUCAGUGUGGUGUAUGUGUACGGUGAACGAGAAAGUCAACCAGCCACAGGAACUCAGAGGACAACUCUGGACUCCCCCACUGGCUUGGACUUCUCUGAGAUCCAGACCAACUCCUUCACUGUUCACUGGCUCGCUCCAACCGCAGCCAUCACCGGCUACCGCAUCCGCUACCAGCAGACGAGCGGCGGGCGGACCAAGGACGAGAGGCUGCCCCCGACCAGGAACCGCUUCACCCUGACUGGACUGACACCAGAGACGGAGUACCUGAUAAAUGUGUAUGCUGUCAACAACAAUCAGGAGAGUCAGCCUCUCACUGGCACACAGGCCACCAUCUCUGAUGCUCCCACUGAUCUGGAGGUAACAUCGUCCACCCCCACCAGCAUCACCAUCCGCUGGGACGCUCCCUCGGUCACAGUGAAUAACUACCGGAUCACCUACGGAGGGACAAGUGGCGAGACUCCUCAAGAAUUCAACAUCCCGGGCAGUCAGACCACCGCCACCAUCACUGGUCUCAAUCCCGGUACUGAUUACACCAUCACGGUCUACGCCGUCACUUCACGAGGGGACAGCCCUGCCUCCAACACGCCGGUCUACAUCACACACAAGACUGAUAUCGAGACUCCCACUGACAUGAAAGUAACUGAUGUGAGCGACAACGCCAUCACAGUGCGCUGGUCUCCUGCUCAGGGGCCAAUCAGAGGCUACAGGGUCACCAGUGUGCCAAAGAACGGGCUGGGACCCUCCUACGAUGAGGUGGUGGCACCUGAUCGGACACAGAUAACAUUCACAGGUCUGAUGCCCACUGUCGAGUACGUUGUUAGUGUCUACGCCCUGGGCAACGAUGGACAGCCCUCUUCCCCUGCAGUGGACAACACCAUCACUGCUAUGGAUCGUCCCAAGGACCUGACCUUCUCCGACAUCGACUCCACCUCUAUGCGCAUCACUUGGGACAGCCCCGAUGGCACAGUGACAUCAUACCGCGUCACGUACUCCAGCUCAGAGGAGGGUGAGAAGGAGCUGCGUCCUGCACCCAGACCUGACCAGGACAGUGUGUUGCUGAGAGGCCUUCGUCCCGGGACCGAGUACACGGUGAAAGUCUUCGCUCUCCAUGGCCGCAAACCCAGCACACCCUUAGUGGGAACUCAGGCCACAGUGAUCCCUGCUCCGACCGACCUGGUGAUCUCUGAGGUCGGUCCCUCUACCUUCACUGUGUCAUGGCGAGCCCCCACUGCUCGCCUGUCGGGCUACCGCGUGGUCGUCAUCCCCAAGAACAUCAACAGCCCCACCAAAGAGAUGAAUGUUGCUCCAGACACCACACGUGUCGUCGUACCCGGGCUCAUGGUGGCAACCACAUACCAGAUACAGGUCUACGCUCUGAAGAACUCUGUUUCCAGCAGACCACUGGAGGGAGAGACCACCACGCUGGAAGAUGUGAGUCCUCCUCGCCGUGUGCGUAUCUCUGAUGUGAAGGACUCUUCCUUCACCCUGAACUGGCGCACCAAGAUAGAAACCAUCAGUGGUUUCCUGAUCGAUGCCACGCCUGUCGGUGGCUCGCGCCCAACCAUCAGCAGGACCAUCCCAGGAGAGACACGCACCUACACACUCACAGGUCUGCAGCCUGGCACCACGUACACUGUUAAUCUGUACACUCUGAAUGGCAACACAAGGAGCGCCCCGUUUACGCUCACAAUUCAAACAGCUCAACCAGUGGUCCAGGCUCCCACCAACAUUCAGUUCACAUCUAUGACCCCCACCUCCAUCUCCUUCACCUGGCAGCCUCCUGCCACGCAGAUCACAGGAUACUACAUCACCUACGAGGAGCAAUACGGAGCGCCACGGGAGCUGUUCCCUCAACCCCACGCUGGUCAAAACUACGCCACCGUCUCUGGCCUGAAACCAAGCACAGAGUACAUCAUCAAGAUCAUUGCCAUCCAGAACACACAGAGAAGCACGCCUCUGGUGGGCAGAAUCAGGACUCAACCAAGCUCCCUGCUUCCCCUGCCUCUGCCCCACCACCCUGGUGAUGACAAGCUGGAUGUGCCAGAAACUCACUUGGACAAUAGAGUCCAUGUAGUGGGUCCCAAUGGCCAGGAUGGGCUUGGCGAUCACAACCAGCAUGUGGAGUACACAGAGUACAACAACAAUGGAGACAACAAGUUUAAUGGAAACAGUGGCCACCCACAAUACCCCUAUGGGCAAGUGCGUGAGCCCCUGGUCUUUGUGCCCCUCCCUGAUGCAGAGGGCCGCAGAUUGCCCAUACUGAAGCUGAACGUGCCCGUUGGCUCCGCGUUUGGUAAUGACACAGGGGUGCCACAGGAGGCCCAAACUCAGACCACCAUCUCCUGGAAGCCUUACAGUCAGAGCAACGCCUACCUGGUGUCCUGCCAACCUCUCACACAAUUAAAUGAGAAGAUGUUCCAGGUCCGUCUGCCAAACUCAGCCACCACAGCCACCCUGAUAGGACUCACCCCUGGAGCGAACUACAAGGUGCUCGUGGAGGCUCUGAUGGGGGCGCUCAAACACAAGAUUCUGGAGCAGGUUGUCACUGCUGGAAACACAAUCCCAGAAGGAGGGCCCUCCACCGGGGACUCGUGUUAUGAUGCCUUUACUGCAACCCACCAUGACGUUGGCGCUGAGUGGGAGCGGAUGUCCGAGACCGGCUUCAAGCUGUGGUGCAAGUGCCUGGGUCUGGGAAGUGGCCACUUCAGAUGUGAUUCAUCCAAGUGGUGCCAUGACAACGGCGUCAACCAUCGCAUUGGAGAGAAGUGGGACCGCCGUGCAGAGAAUGGUCACUUAAUGAGCUGCACUUGUUUGGGAAACGGCAAAGGAGAGUUCAAGUGUGAACCACAUGAAUCCACGUGCUAUGAUGAAGGGAAAACGUACCAGGUGGGCAACCACUGGCAGAAGGAGUACCUGGGCGCCAUCUGUACCUGCACAUGCUUUGGGGGUCAACAGGGCUGGCGAUGUGAGAACUGCCGCAGACCAGGUGCUGAUGUUGAUGCCAGUCUGCUGCAGCCUGUGAGAUAUGGAGAAAACACCCUGCACAAAAUGAAUAUUCAUUGCCCCAUCGAGUGCCUCCGACCCGAGCUGCUGGCAGAUGCACUCGCUCCACCAGUUCCCCGGGAAUAAAAGGAUCAGUCGUCCGACAUUUGCUUUGCUCCCUCACCGUCCAAACGCUGCACUGUCUCUCCCUGUAGAAGCCACGCUGUCUGUGACUGGACCGAACCAACUGCCUGAUCACUUUCUGACACUUCUCGCCAAAGAUGUUACACCGCCUUGCUGCCUUAAUCAUUAGCUUUUAUUAUCAUUAUCAAAUUCUCUAAAUUUUUAUUUUGUAAGGUUUCCAUCCAUGGAAGUAAUUUCGGGCUUGUGUCAUAUUUAUACUCUUGUCAAACUGGCAUUUGUUUCUGAUUUAAGAAUUCUAAAACAUUUCCUUAUCGAAAGAACAAAAGCUGUCAGAAAGUAAGCACUGCUAAAGAAUGUCAAUGUAGCUUUGUCCAUGAAGAAGUGUUUCUCUUUUUCUGUAGCCCCUCUUCUGUCCCCUAGGGGUCGCACUGUGUGUGAUUGACACUUUCUUAUCCCCAAAUAUCUUUGUACUAAUUUAUCCCUUUAAUCUCAAGGUGUGAAUGUGUGAACUGGGAUGUGAGAAUUUGAACUGUUCUAUUUUUGUACUUUGUUGUCAGUGCCAAAGUUGUUUCUAUCUUUGACAGAAAGAAGUCCCUUGUUUUAAUAAAGCUGGAGAAAUCCUGAAACCUUA
This is a messenger RNA of Paralichthys olivaceus (Japanese flounder), 9288 nucleotides long. Its product is annotated as fibronectin-like. Lineage: Eukaryota; Metazoa; Chordata; Actinopteri; Pleuronectiformes; Paralichthyidae. Gene Ontology annotation, molecular function: protein binding. Gene Ontology annotation, cellular component: extracellular region. The record is from RefSeq and is a predicted model, not a curated record.